This is a messenger RNA of Geodia barretti, 2738 nucleotides long. The record is from the annotation of a GenBank genome assembly. Lineage: Eukaryota; Metazoa; Porifera; Demospongiae; Tetractinellida; Geodiidae.
AUGAUGUGGACCCCUGUUCCUGGGUCAACAGAGUUGAGGGAGAUGUUCACAGUCUGGGACAGGAAUGAGAAGCGGCUGGCCCAAGAGUGUUCCCGGAGGAUGGACCUGGAGUCACGACUGGAGUCACUUACCCCACGACACUCCGAGGCUGGGAUAAGGAAGACAGCUGCCAUGGAGAGCUUGAAGGUUGCCUCGGAGCAGGCCAGUCUUGCUGAGGCCCAGGCCACCAGUCUGGAGGUGAGGUGUAGGGAGAAGAGAGAGGAGAUCGGAAUCCUCAAUGAGAAGAUGGAGGAACAGAAGAUUAAGGAAGAAGCUGCUCUGUCUGAGUUCUCCGUGAAGAUGGCUGAACUAGCUGAUAAGUUUAGAACUGCAAGAACCUACUAUACGGAGCCCCAGUUGACAUCAGAGAUGGAAGUCUGUGAUAAAGACAUUAAGGAACUGACAGAAACAGUUGCUACCAAGAAAACGAGGCUUGCUCAACUGACCAGUGAGCUGGCUCAACUCCAGCAACAUGAACAGGAGGAGGAGGAACAUGGAGGAGAGGGGAGAGGGAGGAUUGGAGUCAGCAGGGAACAGUGGCAGAUACUUCUUGAUAUGGUGACAGAGGAGAGAGGUGUGGCUAAGGUAGAGCUGGAGAGAGAGGAACAAAAACUGAGAGCAGUACAGAGCAAUAUGAUGGUCUUGAAUGAUGCACAGCCAAUGGGAGCAGUAAUGAGGGAAGAAUAAAGACGUAACACAACAAAUGUAUUAAUAUACUAGAGGAAUGCAACCCAUUGUUGGCGAGCGGACAUGAGCAGUUCAAUAUUUCUUGCAUGUUUUGCGCGUAUUUAGAAUCACAUAGAACAUUACGGUACGUCCAGUGCCCGAUGACUGUCACAUGAAAUAGAAAAUUCCCGCAUUGAAACGACUAGGUAGGCUCGCUUCGCUCGCCAAUUACAAAUAGUGGUGCAAUGUUUUACAAAAUAAUACAUUAUCACCAAACUGUGAUACCUCAGCCAAUUCCCUAACGAAAAUGUUAUAUAUUAUACCUAGUGUACCAUCCAGUUCUCCUUGCCCUGACAUAGCUACCCUCUGGCAAGGCAAAAAGAUUGCUAAUCACAUUGGCAAUAAAAUAUAACUGUUCCACUUACCCAAGAAUGCACAUUAGUGUCAAGAUAAUGCUAGAGCUGUAAGUGAGGUUACCACUAGUGCUAUACAACUGAUUUGUUGCAGAAAGUAAAAUAUACUCACAGUGUGAAGGUGACAGGAGGUGGGCUAUCUGGUGUGCCACAUAGGCACCAGAGCCAUAGCCAGAGUGGGUGUAGCCAUAGUCACUGCUGUUCAUACUCUCUCCAGCGAAAUACAGACUGCCAUUGACUGGCUUUAGAAGAAGGUCAAAGACAUUUUCUGGGACUCCUGUGCGGUAGGCUGUGUAGGAACAGCUGAACAAGGGAUCAGUGCUCCAUUUCGAUACAACAGCCCUGUAUGGAUCCGGUAUCUCUGGCCCAAACAUCUUCCUGAGAAUAGUCAUGACUUCCCCAAUGGUCUCUUUCUCACUCUGGUUAGAGACUCUUACAGCCAGAUUCUCAGCAACAUCAACAGUGAUGACAUUUGGGGUUAAUUUGUCUAUAAUGUAAGAGGCAUAGUAGCCCCUCUCGUUAGAGACGUAUCCCAGCACCUGCUGGUCUUCCUUGGUGACAUUCCAAAACGAAGAGUUGAAGAGGAGAUGAACUUUGCCGUAGAAGACUGGUGUGGCAUUCCUGAUGGCAUCUUGUUUCCAGGUAGGCAGUGGUGGUUUAAAACAAACAGAGUUCUCUGCUUUGUUAACUGCUGCAUGGAGCGUUCCUAUACUAAAUGUCAUAAUGCCAUACCUCCCACAGUAUCGUGAAGAUCCAUUCACAGCAGCACACACACAGUCCUCUGCAGUAUGUACUGCAGUCACAACAGAGUUGAGCUUAACACGAUCCUUCUUGAAGUUCCUCGCAAGGCACUCUGUCACGAAAGAGUACCCCUUCCUAUCAGUCACAAGGUAGUCCACAGCCGUAGCAUUCGGCUCGGGACCCAAGAAGGCAUAAUAGGUGUAGGGAGGGAAGUACAAGAGCAGGGAUGCUUCAUCUGGUGUAAUGGCACUGUCAAAGUCACACUUGACCCACUCAGUGAAGUUGUCCAGAGGAGUGAGUGGGGUCCACCCCUCCUUCGUGAAGCCCUCCCUGAGGGAAAUGUCAUCAGCCAAGAUCAUCGCCAACUGGCAAGCUUUCUUGUACGCCUCAUCAAACACCGCCUUCCUCUUUAAAUACGUCCCAUUCUUGAUGUCAUACUCACCACCAGAGCUGUUGUAGACCCGAGUGAAGUCAAAGGGAGUGACACUGCCAUCUGGACCAUCUUUGUCACAGGCAGUCCACUCCCUCCAGAUGGGAUGGUGCUCCUUGUCCCUCAUGUCCAGUCCGUGGAUCCAGUUAGCCCCCAGCUCCAGGCCCGUGCCAUCAUCCUCUCUGAUCCGACCUCCUAUCCUGUCCCCUGCCUCCAGGACCAGAAAGUCUGAGAUACCGUUCACCUCUAGUGUCCUGGCCGCGGUGACCCCAGUGAUCCCUGCUCCCAAGAUCAGGACGUCCACCUCGGGAGCCCUGCCGUCCUCGUUUAGACUGCACGACGGCGCCGCUGACAGCACCGCGAGUGUCGCAGCCAUGCUAGCCAACAGUAUGUUGUACAUUCUCUUGACUUUUGCAGGGCUAUUUUUUGGUAUGAACGGCAGGCGAUAA